GCUCCCAGCUGGAAACUGGAGGCGGGGAGGUAGGGGCCCCUGCCGCUCUGCUUGGGUGUGGGGACCCCAGAAGCCAGCUCCCCUCUGGGGCGGCCCUGGUGGUGGCGUUUCUCAACCGCCCCCCAACGGGAGGGAAGACUCCCGCAACCCCAGGCCUGGCUCCCUGGCCUCUGACCCUGGGGACACCCCGCCCACAUCUGACCCAGCGCCCACAAGCUGGGGGGCGACGAAUUUUUAACUAGACACGUAGAUCAUUAACCAGGGUAGGAAGGGGUCCAAACUCAGCCUCCCUGAGGGGCAGAGACCAGCUGGGCCCCGGCCGCCUACAGAGAUGCUGGCGCCCCGAAUCUGCGCCGCCGUGUGGCCUGGGCUGAGCAGGGGCUUGUCCAGGAAAGUGGGGGGCAGGACCUCGGGAGAGGGGAAGAAGGUGGACAUUGCCGGUAUCUACCCCCCCGUGACCACCCCGUUCACGGCCACUGCUGAGGUGGACUAUGGGAAGCUGGAGGACAACAUACGCAAACUCAGCACCUUACCCUUACGAGGCAUCGUGGUCCAGGGCUCCAACGGGGAGUUUCCUUUCCUGACCAGCAGCGAGCGCCUGGAGGUGGUGAGCCGAGUGCGCCAAGCCAUGCCCAAGGACAAGCUCCUGCUGGCCGGCUCCGGCUGCGAGUCCACUCAAGCCACAGUGGAGAUGACCCUGAGCAUGGCCCAGGUCGGGGCUGACGCCGUCAUGGUGGUGACACCCUGCUACUACCGCGGUCGCAUGGACAGCGCUGCCCUCAUUCACCACUAUACUAAGGUGGCCGAGCUCUCCCCGAUCCCAGUGGUGCUGUACAGUGUCCCUGCCAACACGGGGCUGGAUCUGCCCUUAGAGGCGGUGGUCACGCUCUCCCAGCACCCCAACAUCGUGGGCAUCAAGGACAGUGGUGGCGACGUGACCAGAAUCGGGCUGAUGGUUCACAAGACCAAGGGGCAGGAUUUCCAGGUGUUGGCCGGCUCGGCCGGCUUCCUGCUGGCCGCCUACGCCGUGGGAGCUGUCGGGGGUGUGUGUGCCCUGGCCAAUGUCCUGGGCGCUCAGGUGUGCCAGCUGGAGCGACUCUGCCUCACGGGCCAGUGGGAAGAUGCCCAGAAGCUGCAGCACCGCCUCAUUGAGCCCAACAGCGCGGUGACCCGGCGCUUUGGGAUCCCGGGCUUGAAGAAAACCAUGGACUGGUUUGGCUACUACGGAGGCCCCUGCCGGGCCCCCCUGCAGGAGCUGAGCGCCAGCCAGGAGGAGGCCCUGCGCAUGGACUUCACCAACAACGGCUGGCUGUGAGCCGGCUGGAGCGGGGGCUGCCCGGCUGAGCGCAUCUCUGCCUCCUGUCCUGCGCCUGCCUUCCAGAGAGGACCGUGGCGGGCAGCGGGGGGAACAGGGCUGCUUCCCUCUUGUCCCCCAGUAAUUCCUCAGCAGGCUCUGCCUUGGGCGCUCACUUCCUGCUCCCAGCCCAUGACCUCUGACAUCUGUGCCCCUCACUCUGGGCCCUCAGAGACCUUAUUUCUGGGAAGGAGUCCCUCUCCCUGGACGCUCCCUGUGCUUCCUCCUGCCCCAGGUCUCGUGAUCCCGAGAGGCAGGUGGGCCCAGGCAGGCCGAGUCUUUUUCUGGGGGGCCGGGGGGCGGGAAUGUCAACUUGGAGUCGAGUUGGGCACCCAGGCUGGUAGCUGGGCUGCUCCUGAGAACCCAACUUCUGCCUCCUUUCAGGGGACACAGGAGGAUGGGAAACCGGAUCAGAAAGUGUCCCUGGCCUUUGAAAGGCUCCCAGCCGCAUUCCAGUGCCCUUUCCUAAAUCUAUUUUGAUUCACCGCAUCCCCUUGUCUCUCCCCUGGAUCCCAGCCCUCAAGCGCCCGGUGGCAGCCCUGUGGCCUUCCAGAACUGGUCACUCAUGACACCUGGUGGCCAAACACAGCAUUCUCGACCGCUAGCCUCAGCAGCCCGGUCUGAAACACUAGGGGAG
This is a messenger RNA of Sorex araneus (European shrew), 1991 nucleotides long. RefSeq names its product 4-hydroxy-2-oxoglutarate aldolase 1 (gene HOGA1). The record is from RefSeq and is a predicted model, not a curated record. The coding region runs from base 332 to 1315 and encodes 327 amino acids. Gene Ontology annotation, biological process: N-acetylneuraminate catabolic process. Gene Ontology annotation, molecular function: N-acetylneuraminate lyase activity; 4-hydroxy-tetrahydrodipicolinate synthase activity. NCBI's taxonomy places the organism in Eukaryota, Metazoa, Chordata, Mammalia, Eulipotyphla, Soricidae. The transcript is spliced from 7 exons.